CAACGUUGGCUCGCUCUCUCGCGAAGCGCACGCGCUACAAGGCUGCUCUGUCUGUUGCCUGCUGUUCUGGCAGUGACCGUCGCCAGUUUAGCACGGAGAUGUUUCGACAACGAUGUAACUUAUAAUUCCGGAAUGUACGAGGUAUAAGCUUUGAUUACCACACAUCGAUCCCUGUUGGUUAGUGCCGUGAAGUGUCUACGGACUGCCACCAAUCGUUGGUACUAGGAAUACACCAUCGAAGGUUCCUGAUAGCCAGCAAAGAUGGCGGACCCGGCCGAAGGUGGGGGGUCGGAACAAGAUGAUGUGUCUUUUCUCAGAACGGAUGACAUGGUCUGCCUCAGCUGCAUCGCACCCUCCAAGGACAGCAGCUCCAUCGACCGUGUGUGUCUGGCCGCUGAGGGGUUCGGGAACCGCAUGUGCUUUCUUGAGAAUAUAUCAAGCAGAGUCGGCUGUCAGGAUGUUCCUCCGGAUAUCUCUGUGUCUGUGUUUGUGCUGGAACAAGCCCUUUCGGUCCGCGCUCUACAAGAGAUGGUCACCUCAACAUCCCAAGAUUCCACAGCAGCCCAAUCUGGUCACAGAACAUUAUUGUAUGGUCAUGCAAUUCUUCUCAGACAUCUCCAUGGAAACAUGUAUCUCUCCUGUCUUUCAACCAGCUCCUCCAAUGACAAACUGGCCUUUGAUGUCGGCUUGCAGGAAACUGCAAAUGGUGAGUCAUGUUGGUGGACAAUCCAUCCCGCUUCCAAACAAAGAUCUGAGGGUGAGAAAGUCCGAGUCGGAGAUGAUCUCAUCCUCGUCAGCGUGUCCUCAGAAAGAUACCUGCACAUCGGCAGUGGUUCUGCAGUCAUAGCAUCCUUCCAGCAGACUCUGUGGACUGUGGUGCCAAUGUGUUCUGGCGCCGUCAGGACCAAAGCUUUAGCUAAUGUGUUUGGUGGGGAUGUGUUGAGACUGUUCCAUGGACAUAUGGAUGAGUGUCUCACAAUACCAGAAGCCGGCAGUGAAACUGAAUUCAAUGCUGUGAUGUAUGAGACUGGAGCUGUAUGCAGCCAUGCUAGAUCUCUGUGGCGACUUGAACACAUCAGAACAAAAUGGGCUGGUGGGUUCAUGGGAUGGGGACAGCAGUGCAGAAUUCUCCAUGUAACAUCUGGCCGCUACCUGGCGGCUGUCAAGGACAACCAAGUUCACACCGUCCAUCGUAGCAGCGCCUCAGAGGAGAGCACUGCAUUCUUUGUCAGGCAGUCAAAGGAUGACAAGAAGAUGUCUGAAGGUCGUGAGGACGAGGGCAUGGGUCGCCCUGACAUCAAGUACGGUGACUCUAUUGUAUUCAUCCAACACUGCUCCACCAACCUGUGGCUCUCCUAUCAGACAUUCGAGACAAAGAAGAGAGGCGUUGGCAGAGUGGAAGAGAAAAAAGCUGUGAUGUUGGUGGAGGGUCACAUGGACGAUGGCUUCACCUUGUCAAGAGCCCAGGAAGAGGAGUCGCGAUCUGCUCGUGUCAUCAGGAAGUGCCAGUCGCUAUUCACAAGAUUUAACAAAGCUCUGGACAGCCUGAAGACAGAAGGUCGGAACUCCCAUGCCUGGGGUCGGAUAAGUUUAUCGGAGGUCAUCAAAUGUCUGGAGGAUCUCAUUGACUACUUUGCUCAGCCUGGAGACCAUGAAGAACAUGAAGAAAAACAAAAUAAACUUCGCGCUCUUCGUAACAGACAAGAUCUGUUUCAGGAAGAGGGUAUGAUUGCUCUCAUUCUGGAGACAAUUGACAAACUGAGCCAGUACAAGAGUAAACAGAAGUUUGCCCACUAUGCCGGAGAGGAUGCAGCCGAGAGCUGGGAUGACAUCUCUUCCUAUCUCUAUCUCUUACUGGCGGCCAUGAUCCGUGGUAACCGUGCCAACUGUGCCCAGUUUGCCCAGUCCUACCGCCUGGACUGGCUGGUGAACCGACUGGAGAGUCAGCAGUCUUCCAAAGGUGUGCUUGAUGUGCUUCACUGUGUGCUUAUCGACUCUCCAGAAGCUCUCAACAUGAUCAAGGAGAAACAUAUCAUCACUAUCAUAUCUCUCAUUGACAAACAUGGCAGAGACCCAAAGGUGCUAAACGUGUUGCGGUCUCUGUGUGUUGGUAAUGACAUCGCUGUCCGAACCAACCAGAAUCUCAUCUGUGAUAACCUGUUACCUGGCCGUGAUCUCCUCCUGCAGACAAAACUUGUUGACCAUGUCACAAGUUUGCGACCAAACCUGUUUGUUGGUAUCUGUGAGGGAUCUCCUAUCUACAAGAAGUGGUACUUCGAGGUUGUGAUUGUAAACUGUGAGGCCUCCACCCAUCUCCCACCCCACCUCCGUAUUGGGUUUGCCAACACCGAGGGUUUCAUGCCCUACCCCGGGGGAGGAGAGCACUGGGGGGCCAACGGGGCUGGAGACGACCUCUACUCAUACAGUUUCGAUGGACUUAAUCUCUGGACAGGUGGCAAGCCGAAGUGUGUCCGACCUGGAACGGUGAACUUCCAGAAGAAUGACAUCAUUGGCUGUGCCCUUGACCUUUCCAUACCACAGAUAAUGUUCACAGUGAAUGGAGUCAAAGUUCGGGGCAUCUUCAAGGACUUCAACCUGAGCGGCAUGUUCUUCCCUGUUGUCACUCUCGGAGCCAAUGUCAGUGCUCGUUUUGUAUUUGGCCACGAUCAUGGUCGACUAAGGUAUGGACCACCAGAAGAGCAUUCCCCCAUCAUUGAAUCCUUGCCGCCAAAAGAGAAGGUAAAGAUUGAGCCAUAUUUCUACUUCGGGAACCUCGUGAAGAACAUGCUGAGUGGCCCAACAGAGACCAUGGAUUAUGUCCCCUUUGUGCCAAACCCUGUCACAACAUCCAGAAUUCAGCUUCCAGCUUUCAUAGAGAACGUGCGGGACAAGCUAGCAGAGAACCUGCAUGAGAUGUGGGCCAUGAACAAGGUGGAGCAAGGAUGGACAUAUGGAGAGGUGCGAGAUCCAGAUCGCAAAAAGAAUCCUGCUCUCACAGCUUUUGAGAAGGUCCCCAUCUCGGAGAAGAAAUAUGUCAUCACAGUGGCCUUUGAAACUCUGAGAACAUUGCUAGCCCUGGGCUACCACAUCUCCAUCAGCCCCCAGCAGCAACAGAACAACCGCAUGAAGACCAUCAAGUUGGGCAACAACUUCCUUCAGAGUAACGGCUACAAGCCGACCCCCCUGGAUCUGUCCGGGAUACAGCUGAACGACAAGAUGGAGGAAUUGGUGGAGCUGCUGGCUGAGAACACUCACAACGUUUGGGCCAAGGACAGGAUCAAACACCACUGGACAUACGGCCUGAAUGAGGACCCCCUGCACAAGAGAAGUCCCCAUCUCGUCCCCUACAACAAGGUGGACCAACACAUCAAGAAGGCUAACAGAGACACUGCGAGUGAGGCUGUGCGGACGCUGAUGGCGUACGACUACAUGUUGGAGCCUCCCACCAGCGAGACCGGGGAGAGCGGUAUGACAGGAAGUAAAUUACAAGACCGAUUAGCAGCCCUAGGUCUGCGAACAGCCAUGACACGUGAAAUCUCUGAGACUUCUGUGAAAACAAGAACAUACAGGGCAGAGCUGACUUAUUCUGUGUCUGGAGGAAAAUGGUACUACGAGUUUGAGGUUGUGACAACUGGCUUCAUGAAGGUCGGAUGGAUGAAAAAAUCAGCAGCCCCUGGCGUGGACAUUGGUCUUGAUGGGAUGUCGUAUGGGUUUGAUGGAUAUGUGGGUCGUAAGUGGCAUGAAGGAUCUGAGCAGUACGGCAAAGUGUGGCAGACGGGCGACGUCAUCGGUUGUCUCCUUGACAUGAAUGACAAGACAGUCUCGUUCUCCCUGAACGGUGAGCUGAUGAUGGAUGCUCUGGGACAGGAGAUUGCCUUCAGAGAGGUGGAUGUAGAGGAAUCCUAUGUCCCUGCCUUGACACUGGCGGCUCACCAGCAGGCCAAGUUCAACUUUGGGCAGGAUGUGAACACACUCAAGUACUUCACCUGCUGUGGCCUUCAGGAGGGCUAUGAGCCAUUCUGUGUGAACAUGACCCGUCAGAUGACGCUGUGGUACGGGAAGGAACAGGCGCUGUUCAAGCCGCUUGAGAACGUCAACCCCAGCCUUGAGAUCAGCAGGAUUCCCGGAGGGUCAAAUGUGACUCCGAGUCUUAAGGUGAUGUCGAAGACGUUCGGGACACUGGAGAAGGUGCACCUGGACUACCUACGUCUCAGUCUGCCAGUCAAGUGCAACGAUGAGUUUGUCACCAGGGAUCGCAACUUUGCCCAGUCCGUGCUGGAGAAGCGGCUGAACCUGGAGAACCUGCGCCGCCGUGACGUGGACAUCGAGGAGGAGGCUCCAACAGGUGGGACGUUGUCCAGCAGUCAGGAAAACUACAGUGAUGCUAACAUCAGUGACGCUUCUCUAGAACGUGCUAAUAAAACUACCACAGACCAGAGUAGUGAGAGUGGGUCGGGCGAGCAUGAUGACCGUCCCCACCAUAACCAUGUCCCCGACAGCAUACUGGAGGACACCAUACCAGAGGCUAAUGAGGAGGACUACACACCAGAGGAAGGCCCCGACAUGCUCAAUGGUGGACCCGAUCUCACACUCCGGAAAACCCUGCAUAGAGGUCUUACUGAUGACGGUUCUGUUGAUGAUAGAAGGAAAACCUUCAGACAGACCGCCAAGUCUGGUAAAGGACGUUCACUUGACGACUCUGCCAUCACAGACAGGACAGGAGGAGGCAUGAAAGCAGCUGCUAGUGAAUCCCAACUGAAUGAGUCUUCCGAUUCUUUUUUGACACCACCCAAACAGAAGAGAUCUGGAUCCAAACUGUCCCUCCUCGCAGACAAGAUGCUUGACUCGGCCAAACACAUCGGUGAUAACAAGAACACCAAACGUGGCAAGUCACCAUUCACAUCCAUAUUCAGGAGAUCCAAGUCUCGGGACCCGUCUCCCAACAACAUGGGAAGAACACGUUCAACAGAGUACUCAAGCUUGGACAGGAAACAUGACAUAUCUAAGAGGCUUGGCAAGGACGCACAGAAAGCUACACCAAAGAAAUCAGCAACGCUUCCGCCAGUCAGGAUCACUUCCGGUUCUGACAUGACAGACUCUCAGGACCUUGAUCUGGAAGGAGAAUUCAUCCCAUUUGAGUUUCAGGACCAGAUGAAGCGGAGACCGAUGUUACCCGAGUUUCCUGAAGGGUCGGAGAAUGGAUUUGAAGAAAUGGCAGAGUUGAAUGCCCUGGCUGAACAGAUAGACGAGUAUUGCUAUGCUGUGAGGAUCUUCCCAGGUCAGGACCCAUCACAGGUGUAUGUAGGCUGGGUAACAACCAACUUCCACUUCAAUGCAACGGCCUUCGAUUCCAAGAAGAUCAGGCAUGUUGUUUUAUCCUCCAUGGACAUGGACUACAAGAUCAAGUCCAGCGUCAGCAGGAAGAACUGCUAUAUGGUGUCAGCAGGAGACCUCCAGCAGAGGUACGCGGACUCCAACCAGGAGAUGUCAGGCAAGAGGUCAUCACCAGGCCUCGCCAUUGGCUGCUUCAUCGACUGCUCCACGGGCAUGCUCAGCUUCACUGUCAAUGGUAAAGAGGUCGCCAACAAGUUCCAGGUGGAACCAGGUACCAUGUUGUUCCCUGCUGUCAUAUGUGAGCCGACAAUCAAAGAAAUGUUCCAGUUUGAAAUGGGCAGCCACAAGACGUCGCUGCCACUGUCGGCCGCGGUGUUCCGAGGUCCAAAGUCUGUGAUACCGAUGAGCCCUCCCCGCCUGGACGUCCAAGUCCUUGCCCCGUGUCACUGGUCACGUGUGCCCAACAUCGCCGUCAAUGUCCACACCAUGAAGCUGUCUGACAUCAGAGGCCACAGUAUGCUGUGUGAGAAACCAGUUGCAAUGUUGGCAAUCCAUGUACCUGAAGAGAAUCGAUGUUUGGACAUUCUGGAGCUUAUAGAGUAUGAGCAUCUGUUGGAUUUCCAUGCUCGGACUCUUGACCUGUACAUGGCUGUCUGUGCCCAUGGCAACCACCGUGUAGCCAACGCCCUAACAAAGCAUGUUGAUGAGAAGCAACUUAUGUACUGUAUUCAGAGUGAAUACAUGUCUGGUCCUCUGCGACAUGCUUUCCACAACCUCCUCGUCACUAUGCAUCUCUCAUCACAUACAGCCGCCAGGAUUCUGACCCAGAAUGAGUACAUCAUCCCCCUCACCCCGAACACCAAAACGCUGAGUCUGUAUCGCAAGCUCAGUCCACUGGCAGGCAGCUACAAGAUCAAGCACCAGAUCCCUAGCAUGGAACAGAGUGUCUCCAUCAGACCUAUCCUGGCUCUGUCAGACCGAGACAUAGACGCCAGGGUACAGCGUGAUGGCAAGGACUGCACAUCACCUGUGUUUCCACUGGCCAAGUUGAAGUCAUACAUGAUGCAAGCUCUCAACACUGCUGCUGAGAAGGGAGCUUCCCAUAUCAGAGAUCCCAUUGGCUGGUCAAAUGCCAACCUCUUUGUCCCCAUCCUGAAGGUGAUAGACAACAUGCUGGUGAUGGGUCUCAUGGACGACGACGACUUGAGCCAACUACUCAUCCUCCUGGAGCCCAAUGUCUUCGGGGACAAGUUUGCAAGACAAAAUGCUGUGGGACUGGGACUGUUGAACAUGAAGCUGGCUGAAACUGUCAAACUGGAGGUGUGCCUCAUCCUCCAACAUCUGUGUGACACUCAGCUGCGGCACAGGGUCGAAUCUAUCAUCGCUUUCUCUGAUGGAUUUGUACACAGUGUCCAGAGUGACCAGAAGCGUCGUUACAUUGAGAUCAAGCAGGCUGACCUCCCUUCAUCAGUGACUGCCAAGAGGACAAGGGAGUUCCGGUGUCCGCCACAGGAGCAGAUGAGGGCGCUACUGACCUUCAAGAUAGUGGAAGACCAGGACCAGGACCAGCAGUGUCCAUGCCGCGAAGACAUCCGCGAGUCUCUUCGCAUUUUUCAUGGAGAACUCCUGCAGCACUGUGACAUGCCCACGUUCGAGGUCCCUGAAGAGAAGCCAUUAGAGGAGGAGGAUGUGCCGAAAAACCUCAGCCUCAAGGACAAGCUGAUGCUGAUGGUGGGACUCAGCAAGGGUCAGCAGGAGAACAUCGAGAAGGCCAUUGAUGAUGGACUCAAGCCAGAUUCUAUGCAGAAACUCAUAACACAAACAAUGGUGAAAUGGUCUGAAGAGAGCUUCAUCUCCAACCAGGACCUCGUGAGAGAAAUGUUCAGCCUACUCCACAGGCAGUAUGAUGGUAUUGGGGAGCUGAUGACUGCUCUGGACAAGGGAUAUGUCAUCAGCUGCAAGAGUCACGAGGAUAUCAACCUGCUGCUGAAGAACCUGGGCAUCAUCAGAUCCCUGCUGCUGGUUCAGGCUGGUCCAGAUGAGGAGGAGCUCAUGAAGACCAGUCUCAAUCGUGCCAUGGACAACAAGGUGUUCUUCCAGCACCCUGACCUGAUGCGAGCCCUGUGUGUCCACGAGACUGUCAUGCAGCUGAUGGUGAACACUCUGAACAAAGCUCAGCAGCAGCAGCAGUCCGCCACCAGUGGAGCACCUGAAACAGCAGGCCGCCAGCCUGCCACAACAUCAGAGACCAUCGACAGCAUCUCUGAACAGAACAAGCAAUCAAAUAAGGAGAGGAAGAAAACGUUUUGGGAUGCAGCUGCUGAGAUGGUGGUCAUGUGCUGUCGAUUCUUGUGUUACUUCUGUCGUACAAGUCGUCAGAACCAGAGUGCCAUGUUUGACCAUCUGAGCUACCUGUUGGAGAACAGCAGCAUGCUUCUAGCCCGGCCUUCCCUGCGAGGGUCCUGCCCACUGGACGUGGCGUGUGCCUCUCUCAUGGACAACAACGAGUUGGCCCUGGCUCUGCGGGAGUCUCACCUGGAGAAGAUCGCCAUCUACCUGUCAAGGUGUGGCCUGCAGACAAAUGCGGAGCUCAUUGAGAAGGGUUAUCCUGACAUCGGCUGGGAUCCGGUGGAGGGGGAGAGGUUCCUGGACUUCCUCAGGUUCUGUGUGUGGGUCAAUGGUGAGAGUGUAGAGGAGAAUGCCAACCUGGUCGUCCGUCUGCUGAUCCGCCGCCCCGAGUGUCUGGGCCCCGCCCUGAAGGGUGAGGGAGGAGGUCUGCUGAAGGCCGUCAAGGAUGGCAUCCGAAUGUCCGAGCAGAUCUCAGCAGCCAGAGAUGGAGCUUCCAGCAGCUACCUGGCAGCCAUGAAUGAUGAUGAUGACACUGGUGGCAACUAUCUGUUCCAGAGCAAGUACGACUUCUCUGCUCUCCCGUCUGAGGAUGACGAAGACUACAUUGACAUGGGAGGAGCCAUCUUGAACUUCUAUGCCAGUCUGGUGGACCUGCUUGGUCGGUGUGCCCCGGAUGCUGAGACUAUCAAGCAGGGCCGCAGCGGGUCCCUGAGGGCCCGGGCCAUCCUCCGGAGUUUGGUGUCCAUGGAGGACCUGGAGGGGGUGCUGGGCCUCCGCUUCAUCCUGCCAGUAGGGCUCAAUGCAGGAGGAGACCAGGAUGCUCCCCCGGCCAGUGACCUUCCUCCCGGUCUGCUGCCCAACCACAAGAUGUCCAUUGUCAUGUUCCUGGAGAGAGUGUAUGGCGUGGAUGACCAGAGCACCUUCUUCAGAAUCCUGGAGGAGGCCUUCCUGCCAGAUCUCCGAGCGGCCACCACAUUGGACUCUGCUAUGGCAUCUGAGAGUGACAUGGCCCUGGCCUUGAACCGGUACCUGUGUAACUCAGUGCUGCCGAUGUUGACCCACAACAGCCAGUACUUCAGUGAUGCUGACCACUACUCCCACCUGAUGGACUCGCUGCUCCACACGGUGUACAGACUGUCCAAGUGCCGGACACUGACCAAGGGCCAGCAGGAGACUGUGUCCGACUUCCUUGUCUCCUUCACUGGGCAACUGAGGCCCCCGAUGAUGACCAGCCUGCUGAAGAAGCUCACCAGAGAUGUCCCAGCAUUGUCAGAACAUGCCAUUGUGCCUCUCAGGGUUCUGACAGCUCACUACGAGCGCAGUGGUCGCUACUACAGCAGUGGUGGCGGAGGGUACGGGUCGGGCACGGCCAGCGAGGAGGAGAAGAGGCUGUCAAUGAUUCUCUUCAGUGGAAUAUUUGACUCUCUGGCAAAGAGGGCAUACGACCCAGAGCUGUUCUCCAAGGCACUGCCAUGUUUGUCAGCGAUUGGUUGUGCCCUGUCACCUGACUACUCCCUGAGUCACACCGACGCCAGCUGGUACCAGCAGUCUAGCAGUGACAUCGAGGGCAACUACGUGCCUCAACCCAUCGAAACAACGAGAGUGAACCUGACUCCAUCAUUUGACAACACUCUCAACAAGUUUGCAGAGCACUACCACGACAGCUGGGCAGUCAAGAAGCUGGAGAGCGGGUGGCUGUUUGGAACCUCAUAUGAUGAGGACAGGAAACUUCAUCCUCUGCUGAAACCGUACCAUCUCCUUGAUGAGCGGGCGAAGAGGAAGUACACGGAACCAGCCCGGGAGACGCUGAGGACAAUGUUGGCCCUGGGGUGGGGCAUCGACCAGGACAACUCCCGAGCCCCCACCAGACAAGACUCCAUCAAGCGCAGGGCCUCCAAGGCCAACGUGUUUGAGCAAGGCUACAGUCCACGACCUUAUGAUUUGAGGAAUGUCACCUUGACUAGAGACACUCAGACAAUGGUGGACAGACUUGCUGAGAAUGCUCAUGAACUGUGGGCCAAGAGGAAGAAGGCAGAACUAGAGAGGAUUGGCGGAGGGCUGCACCCCCAACUUGUCCCCUACGACAUCCUGACGGACAAGGAGAAAAAGAAGUAUCGAGACCAUGCUCUGGAGCUCCUCAAGUUCCUGCAAUUCCUCAACUUCCGGAUCUCCAGCGGUGGCGACCUAGGCUUGGAUCGUAGACGUGAGUCUUCUUCCAGACACAACCCCAAGUCAGAGACGGACGGCGGCCCUGGGAUGUCAGCCACCGAGCGACGCUUCGCGUACAGCCUCCUGGAGAAACUCCUCGACUACGUGGAGAUCGCCUCGGUGAACAUGCGGCAGACGCGACCCAGCUCUCGUUUCAGUCGCAGGGGAAGCUACACACAAGCGACAGAGGACGUCAAAUUCUUUGGAAAGGUGGUGCUGCCGUUUGUAGAGAAGUACUUCCAUGCUCACCGUGUGUACUUCAUGGCGUGCCCGAAUACACCUGCCAGCACCUCAAGCAUGGCAUCUGUCAAGGAGAAGGAGAUGACAGCAAGUUUGUUCUGUAAGCUGGCCCAGACUUUAAGAGCCAAGAUCACUGCUUUCGGCUACGAUGUCAACAUUUCCGUCCGUUGCCUCCGAGUCCUUGUCAAGGCUGUAGAUUUUAGGUCUGUGGUAAAGAAUUGUCCUGAGAUUGUCCGCUCCCACCUCCUGCCGUUCUUCAACAACGCUGCAGAUGACCUUGCACAGGUCAUGGACAAUCUGCUGAAAGGUCGCUUCAGUCAUGUCAAGGGCACCAUCACCCGUGGUGCCACCUCACUUAACUACGUCCACAUGGUGCUACUGCCGGUGCUGUCAGCACAGUUUGACCACCUCGGCAACAACAGCUUCGGCACAGAUCUUCUGGUUGGAGACAUUCAGCUAGCUUGCUACCGCAUCCUGAACGCCCUCUACACGUUGGGAACGAGCAGCUCCGUGUUUGUGCAAAGCAGACCUACCAAGUCUAGAAAAGCUGACAAACCUAGACAUCGUCCAGCACUUGGAGAGUGUGUGGGGUCUCUAGCCAGCUGUUUCCCCGUCGCGUUCCUCGAGCCAGACAGAAACAAGUACAACCGCUACUCCAUACUCUUUGGCUUGGAAGGGAAAAUCUCCGAGCACUCUCUGGAAGCUCAGGAGGUUAUGGACCAACUGGCAGAGAACCUUCCAAAUCUGAACAAGAUUGUGGCAGAAAUUGAGGAACUGGCACACUCUGGUGGCAAAUAUGCUGAGGCCCCACACGUUAUAGAGGUCACACUCCCAAUGUUGUGCAGUUACCUGCCAUUCUGGUUGAAUCAUGGGCCUGAAAUGACAUCGGAUGGAAACAGUGUGUCAGCAGUGACAGCCAAGCAGAUGAAUGCUGUCCUGGGGAAUGUGCUGAAGCUCAUCCUCAAUAACAUUGGGUCAGAAGAUGCUCCUUGGAUGAACAGGAUUGCCACUCGCACCCAGCCCAUCAUUGGCAACUCCACCCCGGACAUGAUCAAGGAUCACUUCCUGCCCAUCGCCAAGAAGCUGAAGGAAGCAUCCGUCAAUGUGGAGUACUAUGAAAAGCGACUGAUCAUUGACAAGAGGUCAACAUCUGACAGUUCCGACAUGGAGGCAGUGGUGCAGGAGAAAUACAGUGUUUUGACCAGAGACAUCUACGCGUUCUACCCACUACUGAUCAAGUAUGUAGAUCUCCACCGCUCACACUGGCUGAAGUACCCUGCAGUGGAAUGUGAGGAACUGUUCAGUGGCGUAGCAGAGAUCUUCUCCAUGUGGUCCAAGUCCCUGAUGUUCAAGCGAGAAGAGCAAAACUUUGUUGCCCACAAUGAAAUAGACAACAUGGCACUUAUCAUGCCCAGCCAAUCAAAAGGAAUGGCUGUAUCCAAAAUUAAUCCUCAAGAUGGCACUGCAAAGAAAGCAAUAACCACCAAAAGGAAGGAAAAGAAACGUCUUGAGCCACAUAACAGUUUACACGUUGCUUGUCUCAAACGUUUGGUGCCAAUUGGUUUGAGCUUCUUUUCGGGACGGGAGCAAGAACUGCUCCAACAGGCAAAGCAGAAGCUCAUUCAAAUAACCAUCUCCGAAAAGAAGGACCCCGAUGGAGAUAUCGAAGAAUUCCUUCUUCAAAGCUUAGAAACAGUUGAAGGGGUGAUUGAUGAAGCUUCAAGGUGGCAGAAGGUACUUUAUAAGAAGAUUGGCGACACAAGCACAACAGGCCAGAGCAAGUCAAGCCGGGACAAGAUUAUUGGGCGAAUCAUAUCCAUGGCAAAGGUUAUGCAUGGUCUUUACCUGGAAAAUAUUCAAAGCCAGGUGGAGAAUCCAGCAAUGGCUGUUUUGGAGAGGAAGAGACAAACACAUCAUGGACACGUUGAGCACCCCCACCUUGGUUUGAAGAGUGCUUGGAAGAAGGUGAUUUCGUCUCAGAGGAAGAGGGCUGUCAUGGCAUGCUUCAGAAUGAUACCUCUUCACAGUCUGCCCAGACAUCGUGCCAUCAACUUGUUCCUGAAAUCCUACAAGCACCUGUGGCUAGAAACGGAGGAACUGGACAAGAACAUCCUCAUCACAGACCUUACACAAGCCAGUGAGAAAGAAGAUGAAGGGGAGAAGAAGGAGGAGGAAGAAGUUAAACCAGACCCCCUGUCUCAACUAAUCACAUGUCUCAGUCGUGCUGCAACCAAGGAGCAGCAGAGCAGCCUACCAGAAGAUCCCCUGUACAUGUCCUAUGCUGAAAUCAUGGCCAAGAGCUGCAGUGGUGAGGAUGAUGACGAUGAUGACGAUGGAGGGGAGGACGAGGGUCCAGGACCGUCCUUCGAGGAGCAGGAGAUGGAGAAGCAGAAACUGUUGUCGGAACAGUCGCGGCUGGCUGACCGCGGUGCUGCUGAGAUGGUGCUUCUGUAUAUGGGUGCCAGCAGAGGGGAACUCGGACCUAUGGUGACCAAUACUAUCGAGCUUGGCAUCUCGCUGCUCAGGGGUGGCAAUGUGGAUGUGCAAAAGAAAAUGUUGCAACAUUUGAAGGACAAGAAAGAUGUGUCCUUCUUUACCUCAGUGGCUGGUUUGAUGCAGCAGUGCAGUGUUCUUGACCUUGAUGCGUUUGAACGAACCAACAAGGCGGAGGGACUCGGGAUGAGUACAGACGUAGCUGCUGCAGACAAGAACGAUGCUGAGUUCACCUGUAAAUUGUUCCGCUUCCUCCAACUGAUGUGUGAAGGUCAUAACCUGGAGUUCCAGAACUACCUGCGCACCCAGGCCGGCAACACCACCACCGUCAACAUCAUCAUCUGCACAGUAGACUACCUGCUCAGACUCCAGGAAUCCAUCAUGGAUUUCUACUGGCACUACUCAGGGAAGGAUGUCAUUGAUGUUGCUGGCAAGGAGAACUUCUGUCGUGCCAUCAUGGUUGCCAAGCAGGUCUUCUGCACACUCUCUGAAUACAUUCAGGGUCCUUGCUCUUUGAACCAGCUGGCUCUAGCUCACAGUAGGCUGUGGGAUGCUGUUGGAGGCUUCCUCUACAUCUUCUCCCACAUGCAGGACAAACUCUCAAAGGACCCGGAUCAGCUGGACCUGUUGAGGGAGUUCAUGAAGCUGCAGAAGGAUAUGAUGAUCAUGUUGCUGUCCAUGUUGGAAGGCAAUGUGAUGAAUGGACCAAUUGGAAAACAGAUGGUUGACACUCUGGUGGAGUCGUCCAGCAAUGUGGAGAUGAUCCUCAAGUUCUUCGACAUAUUCCUCAAGAUGAAGGACCUGACCACUUCUGAAGCAUUCUUGGAAUUUGAUACAAAUCAUGAUGGGUACAUAUCUGCCAAAGAGUUUCGGAAAGCCCUGGACAGUCAGAAAGCAUACACACGGGAGGAGAUUGAGUACAUCAUGAUGUGCGUUGACGCCAACCAUGAUGGCAAGGUGGACUUCCAUGAGUUCACAGACAGGUUCCACAACCCCGCCAAGGACAUCGGCUUCACCAUGGCUGUCCUGCUCACCAACUUGUCAGAACACAUGCCCAAUGAACCCAGACUGGAGCGUAUGCUGGAGAAGGCACGCAGUGUGCUAGACUACUUCACACCCUACCUGGGCAGGAUCGAGAUCAUGGGCAGCGCCAACAGGAUAGAGAGAGUGUACUUCGAGAUCAAGCAGUCACAUAUCGACCAGUGGGAGAAGCCCCAGAUCAAGGAGUCGAAGCGGUCCUUCCUGCACAGUGUGGUUAAUGAGGGAGGCGACAAGGAGAAGCUGGAGAGCUUUGUCAACUUCUGUGAAGACACCAUCUUUGAGAUGCAACACGCCACCAGCAUCAGUGCCGAGGAGCAGAGACUGGCGGCCAUGAGGAGUGGUGCUGGCAUCUCAGGGGAGGGAGGUGAAGAGCAACGGCCUAAGAAAAAGAAAGGUGUGUUGGAGCCUGUGAUCCUGACAUACCGCUUCCUACGGGAGUCCCUUGGUGCCCUACUGUCCUUCAUGACCUGGUCCAACAUGAAGAAGACCUACAAGACGGUGAAGAGCAUGACCUACUGGCAGCUGUUUGUGGCUUCGAUCAAGCUCAGCUUUAAGACAGCCUUCAUGCUGAUCACUCUCUUCUUCCAUAUCUGCUGGACACUGAUGAAGUUCCUCAUCAACCUGAUGAUGGGCGACCGCACAGUGGAUGAUGGCAAGAAGCCUGAGACUGAGAGCGCCAUACCCCUCCCUGUAGGUCCUCUAGCACUAGCUGCCGCUGGGAUACCGCCGGACGACACGAGGGAGCCCAAUAAACAAGCUGCCCCAGCUACGGCUACUGUGGACUCCAAUCAAAAUAUGAAGCCGGGAGAGAAGCAGGCCACUGCAGCAGCAGCAGGAGCAACAAUGGAGGCCACGAUGCAGGAGGAGACCAUGGAAAUGAUGCAGACUAUGGAGGUUGAGGAGGAGGUGAUUGUAUACAAGGAGCCAGAACCAGUCGUGGCGCCACCUACAAUACCACAACUAUCAGACACUACAAACGGUGUCCCACCCAGCAUGGAAGGGGGCGAGAAAGAGGGUCCCACAGAGGAGGAGGCAGGAGCAGAGAGUCAGGAGUUCGACUACACCAAAUACAUCCUCAGCUUGUUUGCCAGGAACUUUUACAACUUCAAGUACAUUGCCCUUGCCCUAGCUUUCGCAAUCAACUUUGUUUUACUUUUCUUCAAAGUGUCCAAGUCCCCACAACUACUUGCUGAUGCUGCUGGUGCAGGGAAUGACACAGAUGCUGCUGCUGGUGGGGCCGAUGACGAUGAUAUUCCGGAAGUGAUGUUGAUUGAGGGAGACUAUUCCUAUUUGGAACCAGUGUUGCGUGUUAUAGCAAUAUUACACACUCUGGUGUCGUUCUCCAUGCUGGUGGCCUACUACUGCCUCAAAGUGCCUUUGGUUAUUUUCAAACGGGAGAAGGAGAUUGCCAGACAGCUGGAGUUCGACGGCUUGUAUAUAGCAGAGCAACCAGGGGAUGAUGACGUCAAAGGUCAUUGGGAUAAACUGGUGCUCAGUACGCAAUCAUUCCCGGAGUCGUACUGGGAUAAGUUCGUGAAAAAGAAGGUUCGAGCCCGUUACGCAGAGCAGUACGACUAUGAGCAGAUCAGCAACUUGUUAGGAAUGGACAAGGCAGAACCUGUUGCAGAAGACAAAGAUGAUAAGCCAGGAUACCUGCCACAAUUUUUGAGGACAAUGGACUGGCAGUAUCAGAUCUGGAAGUGGGGAGUCAUCUUCACUGAUAAUUCUUUCCUGUACAUCGCAUGGUACUUCCUCUUCUCAGUGAUGGGCAACUUCAACUUUUUCUUCUUUGCUGCCCAUCUGCUGGAUGUAGCCAUCGGCUUCAAGACACUGCGAACCAUCAUGCAGUCAGUCACACACAACGGGAAACAGCUGGUGUUGACAGUGAUGUUGCUGAGUGUAAUCGUGUACAUCUACACCGUGAUAGCCUUCAACUUCUUCCGCAAGUUCUAUGUGAAGGAUGAAGACGGUCAGAUUGACUACAAGUGCCAUGACAUGUUGACUUGUUUCGUUUUCCACUUGCACACUGGUGUACGAGCGGGUGGUGGCAUAGGUGACGAGAUAGAAGCAGCUGACGGGGAUGUGUACGAAGUGUACCGUAUCCUGUUUGACAUCACCUUCUUCUUCUUCGUCAUUGUCAUCCUCCUGGCCAUCAUUCAGGGUUUGAUCAUCGACGCCUUUGGUGAGUUGAGAGAUCAGCUCGAGCAGGUGAAAGAGGACAUGGAGUCCAAGUGCUUCAUCUGUGGCAUAGGGAAAGAGUAUUUCGACAAAGUGCCACAUGGGUUUGAGACCCACGUACAAAAUGAACACAAUUUUGCAAACUACAUGUUUUUCCUGAUGCAUCUCAUUAAUAAACCGGACACAGAAUACACGGGACAGGAAUCCUAUGUGUGGGAGCUGUACCAACAACGCUGCUGGAACUUCAUCCCCGUUGGAGACUGUUUCCGCAAACAACACGAGGAUGAGGUUUCUCCGCACUAAAACUGUCAGUGAAUCUCAGACUCUUGAAGUCAAUAUCUGUGCAAUAAGAGACAAUCACAAUGGCCAAUUUCAAGGAGAAUACUUUGUUCUGAUAAUAAGGCACCAGAUUCUUUAGUGCUGAUAAUAUGGACUACAUGGAAGGAGUUGGUUCCAUAUUCUUGCGAGCAGGAUUAACAUGGAGUGAUAAUGUCCCUCCUGUGGCUGAUAAUGUGAGAGAAACAUUACUUGUGCCAAAGACACAUGAAGAGAAUGUGGAUUAUCUUGUUUCUUGUACAAUAAUUUAUUGAACACUUUGUCGAUAUAGGCAAAGACGAACUGCCAUUGUGUACGAAAGAAAUAAUCCUGUUUUCUACAUCGUAUUGUGUACAUUACAUGUAAUUGAAAGAUAAACCAUGACAGUUGAACUGACAAUUGAACUUUUGUAAAUUGUAAAUGUUUGUACAUUUUGUAAUAUAAAAGUUGAGAUGUUAAUACGCAACUGUAAAAACGCAGAUCAGCUUGUACAGUAAACAUAGAGACCUCGUCUGACCUCGAUAGCGCCGAAGGUUCGUGUGACCAACUGUUCUGUGAGUAUUGUACAUAUUUGCACCUUAUGACUACAACCAGAGCUACAAGGUAUAAACCCAAUUUGUGACAAUAACAUACUGAUUAUGGCAAUGCUGUUAUCUAAUAACACUUGAACUACUCAGUGCUGUGCCUUUCACUGAAGGUGACGCACAACGCGCGGACUAUUACGAUGAGGCGUAGACAGUGUGCUAGAAGAGUGUUCUGUUGUUAUGUAGUUAGUGCAGAGAUGCCAACCAUUAUCUUUUUACCGGAAUUAUGAUGAUAAUUUGUCCCAUGUUCAUUCAUACAUUAAAGGGAAAUGUGUCUGUCAGUACAAUAAAGGAAAAGAUAUUACAAAGAAAUGUUAUUGGCACAAAAAUAUUUUGACUCACAUGGUCGCAGUUAUAUAGAACAUGUUAGCUUAAAAACCCACACAAUAAGUAGAUACGACAAUGUGUAAGCCAGUUAUUUACUAUGUCGAAAAAUAUUUUUUCCAGUGUAGUGCAUGAUAUGAGAAAAUCACAGGCACUGUAGCGUAGUACAAUCUUGUCAAGUUUACAGACGUUUGGAAUGUAAAAGAUAAUCCAGUCAAUCAUGCUAAUGAUAAUUGCUAUAUUCAUAGGGGGGAAAUAAGUUAUGUUAUUCCCCAAGUGACCCAGAUAUUCUUACCGCCUCUAUUUAAAACUGGCAUCUCUGUUAGUGAGUGAAUGACAUUAUAUUCUAGUAUGCAGCAGUGUGAGUCCAUCCAAUGUUUAUAAAUACACUAAUUUGAUGGAGAUACGUGAUUCCUAUUGACUGGAGAGAAACUGAUAACAGUGAUUUCACUGGCAAUCAAACAUUACUGGUUGAAAUUCAUUUGAUUGCUAGGAUGAUUUUCAGAGGUUUGUGUAAAAGUGAAUUGGCAGUUUGGGAACGUUUGUCAGUUUGGAAUGUUGUUUUCUCCAGUGAAUACUUUUGGUAAUAUGUACAGUAUAAAUACACCAAGUUGUGUACAGUUUACAUCCUUAACACUGUUGUGUGCGUUUGUACAGCAACCUCAUAUUCAACUUCAUCAUAGAGUUCUAGGUGCUGAGAAUGGCUUGUGUUGGAAGGUUAAAGUGUUGAGCACUUGCCUUUUGAAUGUAAUUUAUUUCUAUUUAUUAAAGGGUGUAUGCAUAUUCACCAGUAACUUAUUGUGGAGAGUUGAUUUGCAAAGUGCAAUAGCGUGUCCAUAUAGUUUUCUUUACUAGUUGUUUUUUAGCGGGCUUCUAGUAUUGAAUCAAAACGUUUUAUAUCCAGUUUUCUUUUACACCGAAAUCGAAGUAGACUGCAUCAUAAAUCUAUUUUUCAUAUGUGCAAUAAGUUAGCGUGGACUGCUUUACAACUGUUGAUAUAUUUAUAUUUCUAGUCUUUUGUUACUUGUCAUUUGAUAUUUGGAUCUUGUACAUUUUUCAAGUUGUUGUUUGGUGGCGCUGAAGGCAGUUGGCUGUAUUGUACACUAGAAAACAAAGGAUCUGUUUUGCAGUUUCAAAGCCAAAUUUUGUAGCUUCUCGACUUGUCAAAAAGGCAGUGUAUGUCUGCGAGGAUGGUCUUCCCCACUGGUGGCCCCGGCGAGUUAGAAAUCUGUGUGUGUGCUAUGUAUUGUUUGCCUUCGUGUCAGCUGGAGUGUUGCACCCAACCUACACUUUCUGGGAACCAAACUCUUUUGGUUUGAUUCAAGAAAGGUUUGAAUAAUAAAGUUUGAAAAAUAUA
This is a messenger RNA of Haliotis rufescens (red abalone), 18423 nucleotides long. Its product is annotated as ryanodine receptor-like. The record is from RefSeq and is a predicted model, not a curated record. The transcript has 126 exons. Gene Ontology annotation, cellular component: calcium channel complex; smooth endoplasmic reticulum; Z disc. Gene Ontology annotation, molecular function: protein binding; ryanodine-sensitive calcium-release channel activity; calcium ion binding. Gene Ontology annotation, biological process: intracellular calcium ion homeostasis; calcium ion transmembrane transport. The coding region runs from base 262 to 16146 and encodes 5294 amino acids. NCBI's taxonomy places the organism in Eukaryota, Metazoa, Mollusca, Gastropoda, Lepetellida, Haliotidae.